Messenger RNA from Mangifera indica (mango), 2635 nucleotides. RefSeq lists its product as uncharacterized. The coding region runs from base 480 to 2186 and encodes 568 amino acids. The record is from RefSeq and is a predicted model, not a curated record. Lineage: Eukaryota; Viridiplantae; Streptophyta; Magnoliopsida; Sapindales; Anacardiaceae. The transcript has 3 exons.
AAUAGGAGAACUUGGAAGAGAGGAUGUGAUGGAUGUGAUACCAGAAAAUUAGUUGCAGAAGCUCUUCGUCUUCUUCCCCACUUUUCCCCUCUUCUUACUCAACAGUGGCCCUCAUCUUUCUUUUUCUCCUUAAGACAAGUAAACCAUCCAUCUCUUUCUUCAUUAUUCAUUUUAAAGCCCCCCACCCCAGUCUCACCCUCCACCAAAAUAAUAAUAAUAAUGAUAAUGAUAAUGAUUAUGAUAAUAAUCUCUUUCAACUAGCUAUUUCUUGCUUGCCUUGCCUCUCUUUCUUUAUGUUGAUUAAUUGAGAGCUCUGAAGGUAGAGAGGGAGACCUUCUACUACCUCUAACUCUCUCUUAUUCUUCCUCUUCAGGGGUGUAUGUGCAUAUGAACUAGGGAGACUUGGCUAAGGUCAUAUUCUUGAUAAGUCAUAUCUGUGUUUUGUUGGGUCGAGAAGGUUUGGUGAUAAAAAGUUCAAAAUGUUUAAUUGUGAGUGCUUCUACUGGAACCGACCCAUUGGGUUUGAUUACAGCUCGCCCGAGCCACAACCUUUCUCUUUCCCUUCUCCACUUCCAAAGUGGCCACAAGGCCAAGGUUUUGCUACCGGAAGAAUACACUUAGGAGAGUUGGAAGUUUUCCAAGUCACUGAGUGUGAGAGCGUUUGGAGCUGCAUGCCAUUGCAUGAAAAAGCAAAAGGUGUCACAUUUUAUAAGCCUGUAGGAAUCCCAGAUGGCUUUUACUGUCUUGGUCACUAUUGCCAGCCCAAUGAUAAGCCUCUGAGAGGGUUUCUUCUUGUGGCUCGUGAAGCUGCUGCCUCUAAGACAGAAGCUGGUUGUUUGGAUAAUUCACUGAUAGAUCUUCCAGCUCUAAGAAAGCCUGUUGACUACUCAUUAAUUUGGAGUACAGAUUCACAAUAUGGUUGUUGUGGUUACUUUUGGCUACCAAAUCCCCCAGUGGGUUAUAAGGCUAUGGGCAUGGUGGUUACCAGCACCCCAGAGGAGCCUGAACCUGAGGAAGUUAGAUGUGUCAGGAAGGAUCUUACGGCGUGUUGUGAAACUUAUGAAGUGAUACUUAGCAUUGAUUCAACUUAUUCCAAGUUCCCAUUUCAGGUCUGGAGCCAUAGACCCUGCAUAAGAGGAAUGUUUGCUAGAGGCGUUUCUGUUGGGACAUUUUAUUGUGGUACCUACUUAAGUUCUGAAGAAAAGCUAGAUAUUGCUUGUUUGAAGAAUCUUGACCCUACACUGCCUGCAAUGCCCAAUUUGAUCCAGAUUCAUGCGCUUAUCAAGCACUAUGGACCAACUGUGUUCUUUCAUCCUGAUGAGGAGUAUAUGCCCUCAUCAGUGCCAUGGUAUUUCAAAAAUGGAGCACUUUUAUACAAAGAGGGGAAGAAGAAAGGUGUGCCAAUUGAUUGUAGAGGCUCAAACUUGCCUUGUGGUGGGGAAAAUGAUGGUGCCUUUUGGAUGGAUUUACCAUUUGAGGAUGAAGCUAAAAAUUAUCUCAAGAAGGGGAACUUUGAAAGCGCAGAAGUUUAUGUUCAUGUCAAACCCAUGUUAGGAGGAACAUUUACAGAUAUAGCAAUGUGGGUCUUUUGCCCCUUCAAUGGACCAGCCACCCUGAAAAUCGGGUUAGUGACUAUGGAAAUGACCAAGAUAGGGGAACAUGUGGGUGACUGGGAACACUUCACCCUUCGUGUGAACAAUUUCUCUGGAGAACUUUGGCAAGUGUAUUUUUCACAACACUGGGGUGGUGAAUGGGUGGAUGCUUUUAACUUAGAGUUUAUUGAAGGGAAUAAGCCAGUUGUGUAUUCAUCUAAACAUGGGCAUGCUAGUUAUCCGCAUGCUGGAACAUACCUUCGAGGGCCAUUAAAGCUAGGGAUAGGAGUAAUGGAUAAGUGUGCUCAAAGUAAAUUUAUAGUUGAUUCAAGCACCAAGUAUCAGAUGAUUGCAGCCGAGUAUCUUGGAGAUGGAGCUAUCAUCGAACCAUUUUGGUUACAGUAUAUGAGAGAGUGGGGUCCAACCAUUGUGUACAGUGCACGAAUUGAGGCGGAUAAGAUCAUCAAUCUUCUUCCAUUUCUUGUUCGAUUUUCAGUGGAAAACCUCUUUGACUUGUUUCCUACAGAGCUUUAUGGUGAGGAAGGACCAACAGGACCAAAAGAGAAGGAUAAUUGGUUUGGUGAUGAAAGAUGAUUGCACCAGGGCUGCUUUUAGUUACAGUGGAGAAAGAAGAUUUAUACUAUAUUCUUCUGGGUGGCAAGGCAAGUGAUUCCCAUGAAGCCAAGUUCCCUGAAGAAUUGCACAGAUCAGGCAUUUACUCUUUUCAGGUGAAGAAGAUUGAUAAUUGGAGACUUGAACAAACUUACACCUGCAAUGCCAAGCUUCUUAAAUAUGAUUGGCUUUUCAAGCUGCAGCUAAGAUGUCAAUUGGAAGAAUUAACAAUGGCAGGGGUCAGUGUAGUGUUGGUGUAAUGUUUACAGGUGAAUUGGGGACAUUCAAUAGUGUAUUAUCAAAUAAAUUUAUGCUCUCUCUCCUGCAAUUAGUCAAAUGCAGUUUGUACAAUAUAUCAUUGUACAAGAUUUGUUUGGUCUGCUGUAUAUAUAUUUUUUUCAAGUAAUUAAUUACUGGUUUUACAAGCAUAA